This is a messenger RNA of Gossypium raimondii (Peruvian cotton), 1455 nucleotides long. RefSeq lists its product as uncharacterized. The transcript is spliced from 4 exons. Lineage: Eukaryota; Viridiplantae; Streptophyta; Magnoliopsida; Malvales; Malvaceae. The record is from RefSeq and is a predicted model, not a curated record. The coding region runs from base 1 to 1455 and encodes 484 amino acids.
AUGCCUAGAAGUAUCUACGACAAAGUACAAUUAGGUUCAUUAAAAGCAACAGGUCUGAUAAUUCAACUUGCAGAUAGGAGUAAUGCCUACCCUGAUAGUGUUUUAGAAGAUGUUCUAGUGCAAGUAAAUGAGUUAGUCUUUCCGGCUGACUUUUAUGUUUUAGACAUGGGACCUAAUGAUAAUUCGAUUGAUGUGCCCUUACUCUUAGGUAGACCUUUUCUUAAGACUGCUAGAAGGAAAAUUGAUGUUCAUAAAGGAAAUUUAACUAUGGAAUUUGAUGGUGAGAUAAUUAAAUUUAAUAUAUUUGAUGCUAUGAGAUAUCCCACUGAUAUUAAUUCCGUGUUUACUCUUGAUGUAAUUGAUAAUUUUGUUCAAGAUGUUUAUGAAUUAGGGAAUGAGAACGAGUUGAAAAUCGUUCUAGCUAAAGGCAUUUUUGAUAUUGAUGAGCAUGAAUUUAUCGUUUCUGAUUCUUUAAUUGACUCAGUUUGUGCAUUAGACUCACCCAAAUUGACACGAUUCAAGCCGAUCCUCCCUAGCCUUACGGUGACUGGUAAGCAAGUUCCUUCAUUGAUUUCACCACCUAAAUUGGAGUUAAAAGAGCUGCCCGAAAAUUUAAAGUACAUCUUUUUAGGUAAAAAUCAAACCUUGCCAUUAAUAGUGUCAAAUGCUUUAACCGAAAUCCAAGAAUCUAACCUGCUCAGAGUUCUUAAAGAGCAUAGAAAAGCCUUCGAUUGGACACUAGCCGAUAUUAGGGGGCUUAGUACAACUUUAUGCACUCACAAGAUAGCCUUAGAGCCAGAUUCAGUCCCCAAAAGAGACCCCCAAUGCCGAUUGAAUCCUCCAAUGAUGGAGGUAGUUAAGACUGAAAUUUUAAAAUGGUUGGAAGCCGAUGUCAUUUAUCCUAUAGCUGAUUCAAAAUGGGUAAGUCCAAUUCAUGUUGUACCUAAGAAGGUAGGAACCACAAUAGUUACCAACACAGAAGGGUUAGAGAUUCCUACAAGAGUGCAGAACGGUUGGCGGGUACCCAUCGCACCUGAAGAUCAAGAGAAGACCACUUUCACUUGCCCAUUCGGAACUUACGCCUUCAAGAGAAUGCCUUUCGGAUUGUGCAACACACCAGCCACUUUUCAAAGAGUUCUUAGGUGUUGCAUUGAGACUAAUCUGAUAUUGAAUUUUGAGAAAUGUCAUCUCAUGGUUGAAAAGGGUGUAGUGUUGGGGCAUGUCGUCUCAGCUAAAGGAUUAGAAGUCGACCAAGCCAAAGUCAAGGUAAUUAAAAAUCUACCUUAUCCAAGUAAGGAUGUCACAUUUGAAUUUAAUGAGAGUUGUAAAAUAUCUUUUGAUGAAUUGAAAUUGAAAUUGAUCACGGCUCCUAUCAUUCAAGGACCGAAUUAUGCAUUACCCUUCGAGAUUCUAUCUGAUGCUAGUGAUAGGGCUGUUGGUGGGGCAUUAGGAUAG